UCUAUCUCUAAGGAAGGAGGACAGUAACAGUUUCUCAGCAGUGAGAAACCUGGGGAGGGAAUCGCUCUUGUCGUCAGCGCCUGUGGAGGGACUGGAGAGGCAGGGAGGUCGUGCCAGGCUGGAGGAGGCUUGUCUUUCCGAAGCUGGAGAGGAUUUUACAGGGCUUUGCCUUCCCCUGGCUGGGAAGAAUUUCCCCUGUGGCGGCGGCGGCGGCAGCAGCAGCAGCAGCAGCACCUCCUCUUCUGGAGAACAGGGCAGAAUGCCUGUACUCGAGCGGUAUUUCCACUCGGCAGAGCUAGGCAGGAGGUGGACAGCCCCAGAAGGUGUGCUGCCCUCCACCCCGGGCGGCCGGCCUGGGUGCCAGCAGGGGCCGCUGCCCUGGGACUUGCCAGAGAUGAUCAGGAUGGUAAAGCUGGUUUGGAAAUCCAAAAGUGAGCUGCAGGCGGCCAAGCAGAGAGGCAUUCUGGAAAAUGAAGAUGCUGUCCACAGCUUUCCAGGAGAUGCACGACUAACGGGUCAGACGGGGGUCCCUGCUGAACGCCGAGGCUCCUACCCAUUCAUUGACUUCCGCCUACUUAACAAUACAACACACUCGGGGGAAAUUGGCACCAAGAAAAAGGUGAAAAGACUAUUAAGCUUUCAAAGAUACUUCCAUACAUCAAGGCUGCUUCGUGGACUAAUACCACAAGCCCCUCUUCACCUGCUGGAUGAAGACUACCUGGGACAAGCAAGGCAUAUGCUCUCCAAAGUGGGAAUGUGGGAUUUUGACAUUUUCUUGUUCGAUCGCUUGACAAAUGGAAACAGCCUGGUAACACUGCUAUGCCAUCUUUUCAACUCCCACGGACUCAUUCACCAUUUCAAGUUAGAUAUGGUGACUUUACACAGAUUUUUAGUCAUGGUUCAAGAAGAUUACCACAGCCAAAACCCGUAUCACAAUGCUGUUCAUGCAGCCGAUGUCACCCAGGCCAUGCAUUGCUACCUGAAGGAGCCAAAGUUCGCCAGCUUCCUCACGCCUCUGGACAUCAUGCUGGGGUUGUUGGCUGCAGCAGCACAUGAUGUGGACCACCCAGGGGUAAACCAGCCUUUUUUGAUCAAAACUAACCACCACCUUGCCAACCUGUAUCAGAAUAUGUCUGUGCUGGAGAAUCACCACUGGCGAUCAACAAUCGGCAUGCUUCGAGAAUCAAGGCUUCUUGCUCAUUUGCCAAAGGAAAUGACACAGGAUAUUGAACAGCAGCUGGGCUCCUUGAUCUUGGCAACAGACAUCAACAGGCAGAAUGAAUUUCUGACCAGAUUGAAAGCUCACCUCCACAAUAAAGACUUAAGACUGGAGGAAGCACACGACAGGCAUUUCAUGCUUCAGAUCGCCUUGAAGUGUGCUGACAUUUGCAAUCCUUGCAGAAUCUGGGAGAUGAGCAAGCAAUGGAGUGAAAGGGUCUGUGAAGAAUUCUACAGGCAAGGUGAACUUGAACAGAAGUUUGAACUGGAAAUCAGUCCUCUUUGUAAUCAACAGAAAGAUUCAAUCCCUAGUAUACAAAUUGGUUUCAUGACCUACAUCGUGGAGCCGCUCUUCCGGGAAUGGGCGCGCUUCACCGGGAACAGCCCCCUGUCGGAGAACAUGCUGAGCCACCUGGCGCGCAACAAAGCCCAGUGGAAGAGCCUGUCGCCACGGCAGCACCGGAGCAGGGGCGGCAGCGGCAGCGACCCCGCAGGCCCGGGCCCCGAGGACCAAGCGCAGUCUGUGGGGGAGGGCGACUCCCCGUAGCCGGCCUGGCCCAGCGGCCUUCAGGAAGGACUCUCUGGGUUGUGGCCUGGGGCCCUUGGAACACCGCCCUGCUCCUAGUCACCUGCCUCUCCUCCUCACAAGUGUACAGAAGCCAUUUGUCACCUCAGCACCGGAUAGCAGCAACUGCGUCAGUGACAUGGGGGCUGAUUGCACGGGCAGGCUCGGCCUCCAGCAGAACACUGGGAGUGAGAAGGAGGUGACCUGCCGAGUCCCCACGGCCCUGGGUCACACUAGGACAGGCAGCAGUCCCCAGGUCUCCAGCACUCUCCUGUUUGCAUCUGACUGCUGAUCUGCAUGACAAAAACACCAGCACGUUUGGAACUCUGAGGAUUUUGGUCUUAAGUGCAAAAGCACAUAUGAGAGCCUGAGAGAAAGUACCUUCUAUUUUAAUAAUAAUUAUUAUCAAAAAUAAUAAUGAGUCUUUUUAACUUUUGUAUUUCAUGAAGUAGACAAUGGAUCUAAAACUUUGGACUAAGAUUACUCAAUGUACCCAGACUUGGACAGGGGUUCAUUGUUUUGUUAUGGACUUUAUGCCACUUUGGGGCAGAGAUUUGGCGUCUUCUCAAUUUCAGAAACCACGUUUCCUACCCGACCAGAGCGGAAGGUGCUGUACAGUUCAUUCCUUUGCACCGUUAGCCAAUCUGUCUUUUAUGGAUUCAGUGACAUGUUUAUAUUCUCACCUGUACAUUUUCUGUAAAUACCAAGCGCUACUGAUUCCCAUGCCAAAAUACAUGAGUAUUAUGGGAUUGCUACCUGUAUAAACAAUGGCACUGUGAACAGAAUACUGUUAGUUUUAAUACAAGAGAAUGCAUUUGUAAAUAUGGUAUAGAGUUUAUUAAUAUACUGUUGUUUGCAGAUAAAGGCCUUAACUUGACACAUCUUUCCUCUUCUGAAAGCUGCCCAAUUUAAAUCCUCACAGAUGUCUUUCUAAACUUCCAUCCCACGUCCAUCUUUGUGUUUUCCAGCUAAGGUCACAAACUAAAACUGAAAAAAGUCGGGGAAACAUGUUGGAAACUUCAUAGGCAUUCCUCUUGUGCCCAUAGUGUUUAAACUAUGGCACCAAGCAUCGUUUUCUCGGAUUAAUGAGAUCCUUCAGCAAGUCUGAAUCAGUCACUUUUCAACGCAGCAGUGGUAUUUUAACAAGCCAGCUGAUAAGCUUGUGUUUAUGUGACUCUUUGUUAUGGAACAUGGUGGUGUGUCAACCUCACGGGACACAUAGCCUGUCUCUCGAAAACCUUCUAUGACCCUGUCAUCUGCCCAUCAGGAAUUCCCUGCUCCCACACCACACAUUUGUCUGUUCUGGCUACAGUACCAAAGUACCUUUGGUUUAUGGUUGGCGUGCAUUUCUUUAGUGUUAACAGUAACUGGGUUUUUUCUUUUUCCUUAACUUCCUAUGAACAACUCCCCAACUGUUUAGCUGAAGUUAAUAUUAUUUAAGUCAAGAAAAUAUUUCAGUUUUAUGACAGA
This is a messenger RNA of Nycticebus coucang (slow loris), 3253 nucleotides long. RefSeq names its product phosphodiesterase 7B (gene PDE7B). The record is from RefSeq and is a predicted model, not a curated record. The coding region runs from base 260 to 1765 and encodes 501 amino acids. NCBI's taxonomy places the organism in Eukaryota, Metazoa, Chordata, Mammalia, Primates, Lorisidae. The transcript has 12 exons. Gene Ontology annotation, molecular function: 3',5'-cyclic-AMP phosphodiesterase activity.